Salvia hispanica is the source of this 671-nucleotide messenger RNA. RefSeq names its product protein SMALL AUXIN UP-REGULATED RNA 12-like. The record is from RefSeq and is a predicted model, not a curated record. Gene Ontology annotation, biological process: response to auxin. NCBI's taxonomy places the organism in Eukaryota, Viridiplantae, Streptophyta, Magnoliopsida, Lamiales, Lamiaceae.
CCACCAACUUUAAUUCUCCUCUCCUCCAUACUCACCCAUCCCUCAAUUCCACCUUCAAUUAAAAACACUUCCUCCCCAAACAAAUGGCGAUCAGGAAAUCCAGCAAGCUCUCUCAAGCAGCAACCCUGAAACAAAUCAUGAAACGAUGCUCGAGCUUGGGCAAGAAGCACGGGUACGACGAAGACGGCCUCCCCGUGGACGUCCCCAAAGGCCACUUCGCGGUGUACGUGGGGCAGAACCGCAGCCGCUACAUCGUGCCCAUCUCCUUCCUGUCUCACCCCCAAUUCCAAUGCCUGCUUCACAGAGCCGAGGAGGAGUUCGGAUUCGACCACGAAAUGGGCCUCACUCUUCCCUGCGAAGAGGUUUUUUUCAGAUCGCUCACUUCCAUGAUCCGCUGAAUCUCAACCAUCCCAUUCCGCCGCUCAAUAUAAUUUGCCUCCUAUUUUUGGAGAGAGAUUCCCAAGAGGAUAAAUUGCCUCCUCUUUUUUUAACAUCUUUCUUCCUAUAUUUAUUUGGAGGGAUCUGUCAUUUUGGGUGGUUGCUUUUCUAUCUAACUGGAUUGUGGCUUGGAUUUGUAAAGGAGCUCGAUGUUUCUCAUUUUUCCUCACUGAGGUGUUUGCUUACACCCUGUGAGAGAAUUUUUAUGUUAAUUCCACCACGUUUUUUCACAA